Cooperia oncophora is the source of this 465-nucleotide messenger RNA. The record is from the annotation of a GenBank genome assembly. Lineage: Eukaryota; Metazoa; Nematoda; Chromadorea; Rhabditida; Trichostrongylidae.
AUGGUUUCUGAUUGGCGAUCAAUUCGAGCCGAUUUGGUGUCAAAGCGAUUCGCGUUCCUGGGUAAAUACCCUCCAUGUCCCUAUUACAGACAACUUCAGGAUGACUUUGUUGCGUUGCUGAACGUUUCACCUGAAGAACAAGAGCAUUUUAUGAAUGAUGAAGUCCGGAUGUUCCUCGCAGGUUAUGAAACGGAGAACAUUCGCUUCGUCUAUGGAUCCGAUAAUGAUGCUCCAAUCAGCAUAAAAGUGAAUCCUUCAUUGGAUCCGUUCAUGAGAUCGGCCGUGGAAAGGUUUAAGAAAAUUUUCAUAGAUAUCUGGUAUGUUCGCGUAUAUGGAUAUGCCUUGAAGCACGACUAUUCAUUUUCACUCACUACAAGGGCUGUGGCCGAAGAAAUCGUCAAACGAUUGAACAAGCUUGUCUGCCCCAUCAUCGAAGCCGAUACAUAUGAUGUAAGGUUACUGUUU